Sugiyamaella lignohabitans is the source of this 2877-nucleotide messenger RNA. RefSeq lists its product as uncharacterized. The transcript has a single exon. Bases 1 to 2877 code for a protein of 958 amino acids. NCBI's taxonomy places the organism in Eukaryota, Fungi, Ascomycota, Dipodascomycetes, Dipodascales, Trichomonascaceae. The record is from RefSeq and is a predicted model, not a curated record.
AUGACUGUGCCUUGCACUAAUCCUGCUGAAUGUUCCGGGAAGUCUAUUAUAGUCACGACCUUACCAGUUGUCCCGACGUCGACUGGAAUGGGUGCCACUGGUUACACAACUAUGACUGUCUCUUGCACUAAUCCUGCUGAAUGCUUUGGUAGCUCGGCAAUAGUAACGACGCUUGCUGUUCCACAAUCGACUGGAGCAACAGAAUAUGCCACUGUUACUUUAUCAUGCACUAAUCCUUCUGAAUGUUCCGGAAAGUCUGUCAUGGUCACAACCUUACCAAUCGUCCCUGCUUCAACUGAAAUGGGUGCUACCGGCUAUACAACUAUGACUGUCUCUUGUACUAAUCCUGCUGAAUGUUCUGGUAACUCGGUCAUGGUCACCACUAUCCCAGCAUCCCAAGCCGCGAACCCCAUUGAAUCCGGAUCCACAGGAUAUGCCACGGUUACUCUAUCAUGUACUAAUCCUGCUGAAUGUUCCGGAAAGUCUAUCAUAGUAACCACCUUGCCUAUUGUUCCUACUCCAACUGAAAUGGGUGCUACCGCCUACACGACUAUGACUAUCUCUUGCACUAAUCCUGCUGAAUGUUCUGGAAAGUCUAUCAUGGUAACUACUGUCCCAGUAUCCCAGUCCGCGAACCCCGUUCAAGCUGGAUCCACAGGAUAUGCCACGGUCACAACCUUACCAAUCGUCCCUGCUUCAACUGAAAUGGGUGCUACCGACUACACAACUAUGACUGUCUCUUGCACUAAUCCUGCAGAAUGCUCUGGUCACUCAGUAAAGGUCACAACAAUUGCUGUUCUACAAUCGACUGGCCCGACAGAAUAUGCCACAGUCACUGUAUCAUGCACUAAUCCUGCUGAAUGUUCCGGAAAGUCUGUCAUGGUCACAACCUUACCUAUUGUUCCUACUCCAACUGAAAUGGGUGCUACCAGCUACACCACAAUGACUAUCUCUUGCACUAAUCCUGCUGAAUGUUCUGGAAAGUCUAUCAUGGUAACUACUGUCCCAGUAUCCCAGUCCGCGAACCCCGUUCAAGCUGGAUCCACAGGAUAUGCCACGGUCACUGUGUCGUGCACAAAUCCUGCUGAAUGUUCCGGAAAGUCUAUCAUAGUAACCACCUUGCCUAUUGUUCCUACUUCAGCUGAAAUGGGUGCCACUGGUUACACAACUAUGACUGUCUCUUGCACUAAUCCUGCUGAAUGCUUUGGUAGCUCGGCAAUAGUAACGACGCUUGCUGUUCCACAAUCGACUGGAGCAACAGAAUAUGCCACAGUCACUGUAUCAUGCACUAAUCCUGCUGAAUGUUCCGGAAAGUCUGUCAUGGUCACAACCUUACCUAUUGUUCCUACUCCAACUGAAAUGGGUGCUACCGCCUACACCACAAUGACUAUUUCUUGCACUAAUCCUGCUGAGUGUUCUGGUAACUCGGUCAUGGUCACCACUAUCCCAGCAUCCCAAGCCGCAAACCCCAUUGAAGCUGGAUCCACAGGAUAUGCCACGGUCACUGUGUCAUGUACUAAUCCUGCUGAAUGUUCCGGAAAGUCUAUCAUAGUAACCACCUUGCCUAUUGUUCCUACUCCAACUGAAAUGGGUGCUACCGCCUACACGACUAUGACUAUCUCUUGUACUAACCCUGCUGAAUGUUCUGGAAAGUCUAUCAUGGUAACUACUGUCCCAGUAUCCCAGUCCGCGAACCCCGUUCAAGCUGGAUCAACAGAAUAUGCCACGGUCACUAUAUCAUGUACUAAUCCUGCUGAAUGUUCCGGAAAGUCUAUCAUAGUAACCACCUUGCCUAUUGUUCCUACUCCAACUGAAAUGGGUGCUACCGCCUACACGACUAUGACUAUCUCUUGCACUAAUCCUGCUGAAUGUUCUGGAAAGUCUAUCAUGGUAACUACUGUCCCAGUAUCCCAGUCCGCGAACCCCGUUCAAGCUGGAUCAACAGGAUAUGCCACGGUCACUGUAUCAUGUACUAAUCCUGCUGAAUGUUCCGGAAAGUCUGUCAUGGUCACAACCUUACCAAUCGUCCCUGUUUCAACUGAAAGGGGUGCCACCGGUUACACCACCAUGACUGUGUCUUGUACUAAUCCUGCAGAAUGUUCUGGUAGUUCGGUAUUGGUGACGACAAUUGCUAUGCUUCCAAGCGAAACACAAACUGGAGUAGCUAUGAGCAGCCUAACCGUUGGGCAGUACACUUCGUACCUAACCAAGACUGUGCCAUGCGAAAAUUCUAUGAAAUGUUCUGGAAAAUCUUAUAUGGUUACUACAAUUGCAUUGGUCACAUCUAUGUCUGCUGAAGCGACUGAAGUCGCUACAAAGACUGCCUCAUUAGCAAUUUCGACAUCAAUUACCACUAUUGGCAUUUCAGAAGCACCAGGUAUUUUCCCAACUGGAGUUCCUUAUACUUCUUAUUCAACGAUGACAGUUCCUUGUCAGCAUCCCACUAAAUGCUCAGGAAAGUCUUAUAUUGUUACCACAAUUCCUAUUUACGGCACCAAUGUUCCGACAACGUCCUCAAGCAUAGAACCAUCAGUGGAGACUUCCAUUGUGUCUCCCGCAGGUAUUCCAUACACAUCCUAUCGCACAGAGACAGUUCCUUGCCAGCAUCCAACGAAAUGUUCUGGACGAUCUUACGUCCUGACGACAAUUCCAAUCUACGGAACAUUCAUCCCUAGUAUAUCAGAAAGUGCUACUGUCACCCAGUCGGUCCCAUAUACUGAGUUUAUUUCGGUUCAGAACUCUCCAGUACCUGGAGAGGGUACAACUCUCUUGACAACUGUAACUGUUCCAUGCACAGCAAAGGGAUGUACCACGCAGCAGUUGGUAACGACUGUCACAAUGGUCUUGCCCACCCCUUCCUAUCCUAAUGGUAAGUGA